Messenger RNA from Cynara cardunculus var. scolymus (artichoke), 1869 nucleotides. Its product is annotated as pentatricopeptide repeat-containing protein At2g20710, mitochondrial-like. Gene Ontology annotation, cellular component: mitochondrion. The record is from RefSeq and is a predicted model, not a curated record. NCBI's taxonomy places the organism in Eukaryota, Viridiplantae, Streptophyta, Magnoliopsida, Asterales, Asteraceae. The transcript is spliced from 3 exons. Gene Ontology annotation, molecular function: protein binding. Bases 149 to 1609 code for a protein of 486 amino acids.
UUCUGCUGUUCUGCCUCAUUCACAACGAAGUCGCUCAACAGAAGGUUUUGUAUGUUGAACAGAACACUCUCCUAGAUGAUGGUGCUGUAAAGGUUAAAAGCAUCUGAACGGCACUAGUACACCAUCCUCCACUGACUCCUUGAUCAGGAUGAUGAUAAUAAAGAAAUUGCGUACUCCUUUAGUUUCCUGGGAUGAAUUUUGUUUCGCUUCAUCUAGGGUUUUUUGGGUAUUGGCUUACUCCACACAAACACUAUCCCCUAAUGACGUCGCAGAUACAUCUUCUACGGCUGCCGGUACCACUCUUUAUCAUAGACUCGUUCGUUUUCGAGACCCUUCGGUUGUCCCAGUUCUAGACCUAUGGGUACAAGAAGGAAGAGCCAUUGAUCAAGAAGAUCUCCACGUGAUAAUUAAGCAGCUCAGGAAAUUCGGUCGCUAUAAGCAUGCUCUCCAGAUAUGUCGAUGGAUGAAUGACAAACCGUAUCUUGAUGUUUCAUAUAAAGAUGUUUCGGUUGAGCUGGAUUUGAUAUCAAAGGUUUAUGGUCUAAAGAAAGCCGAGGAGUACUUUAACAAAAUUCCAAAUACUUCAAGGGUCUGGCAGGUUUAUGGUGCCCUUUUAAAUUGCUAUGCCAAAGCGAAAGCAUUGGAGAAAGCAGAAGCCACCAUGCAGAAGAUGAGGGAGUUGGGUUAUUCUAGAUCAUUGACCUACAAUGUUAUGAUGGGCCUGUAUUCAGCUACAGAGAAAUAUGAGAAGCUUGACCUUCUAAUGGAAGAGAUGGAACAGAAGGGCAUUCGUAUUGAUAAGUUCACUUAUGCUAUUAGAUUAAAUGCAUAUGCAAAAACAUUGGAAAUACGGAAAAUGGAGAUGCUUUUACUGAAGAUGGAAGUUGAUCCAGAAGUGACGAUGGAGUGGCAUGCAUACACAUUGAUAGCAAAUGGGUACUUGAAAGCUGGUGAGAAAGAAAAGGCUUUGAUGUCUUUAAAAAAAUCUGAAUACCUCAUAAGGCCUAGUCAGAGGAAGUCAGCUUACGAGAUUCUACUCACUCUUUAUGCUAGCGCCGGAAGAAAAGAUGAAGUUUAUCGUAUAUGGAACCUUUACAAGAAUAUUGGUAAGUUUUACAAUCAUGGAUAUCUUUGCUUAUUAAGCUCACUUGCUAAGUUGGAUUGUAUUGAUGAUGUUGAGAAAAUAUACGAGGAGUGGGAAGCACAAAAUACAUACUUUGAUUUCCAUGUCCCGAAUCUUCUCAUUACUAUGUACUGCAAGAAAGGACUCCUAGAAAAGGCGGAGACAUUAGUGAAAAAGCUUAUAGAGAGUGGAAAGGAACCUAAUGCAUCAACAUGGUCUCGCAUGGCAAUGGGUUAUGUUAAGAAUGAUGGAAUGGAGAAGGCAGUGGAGGCGAUGAGAAAAUCUAUUUUAGGUAGUUUUCAUGGGUGGACAGUAGACACCGCCACUUUGUCUGCUUGUCUAGAUUACUUGGAUCAUAAGGGACAUUUAAAUGAAGCUGAAGAAAUGAUCAAAUCACUCCACCAAAAAGGUCACUUAUCCGAAGGGGUUUAUAUGGGUAUCCUGAAAAAUUUGUCUCGGAAACCUCUUGUGCAAGAUCUCAUUUAAAUGACUGCAAUACGCCAAGCAAUUUUCGCUCAGGUAUGCUAACUUUGUAAUGAUUGGAUAUCUGCCAUCUUAGGAUAAAUCUUCUAUCUUGACUAGAUUUUUAACAAAUUCUUCUUAAUUCUUGUCUAGCAUAGCAUCUCCAAAUCUAGCUUAUGUUAUACUGCAUUUCCAUAUCUUUGAUAUGCAUUUUGCUCUAUUUUUUAAUGUUUAAAUUGAGUUGGUGACUUAAGGUUAUGAUCCUUAAGAACUACACAUGCUGA